AUGAACUACCAUUAUAUUCAUCUGAGUAUUUCCCGCGCUAUUUUGAGGCCGUUUCUGCAGCCAACCGUUGAAAAUUUGAAUGAGACCGAAUAUAUAAUGGCGCGUGAGCAGGCUCGGAACCGGGCAGAAAACUGCAUUUUGGCGGCAGCGGAGUUCAUUCACGAGCUGCGUCCGGAAGACUUCGAGGUUUUAUGGCCGGCCUGGAGUGCGACUGCAUUCUCGUCCAUCUGUUUCCAAAUUCUGAAUAUGGCUGCCACCUCCGUUGAUAGGAACGAGGCAGACAAAUGGGUCACUUGUCUGAACAAAGUGCGCCGGGAUAUGCGUCUGAAGGCUGAUGUUUUGCCUUGCCUCCAUCUUGGCCUUCUGCGGAUUGAUUCCAUAUUUUGGAAGGGAGUUGACAGUGUGUUGCAUUUGGAGGAGCAUGUCCAACAAGCGUUCGCGUCGGGCUCAAGCAUUGGUCGAGCCGGUCCAACCAAGUGA
Messenger RNA from Penicillium psychrosexuale, 480 nucleotides. Its product is annotated as transcriptional regulator family TF. The transcript has a single exon. NCBI's taxonomy places the organism in Eukaryota, Fungi, Ascomycota, Eurotiomycetes, Eurotiales, Aspergillaceae. Bases 1 to 480 code for a protein of 159 amino acids. The record is from RefSeq and is a predicted model, not a curated record.